Macroventuria anomochaeta is the source of this 282-nucleotide messenger RNA. RefSeq lists its product as uncharacterized. The transcript has a single exon. The record is from RefSeq and is a predicted model, not a curated record. Lineage: Eukaryota; Fungi; Ascomycota; Dothideomycetes; Pleosporales; Didymellaceae. Gene Ontology annotation, biological process: mycotoxin biosynthetic process. The annotation marks the transcript as partial.
CUCGCCGUAUUCCACCAAAUGCACUGCCUGUACCACAUGCAAGCCUACAUGGACACUUUGGCGAUGCAGAUGCGCGCGGGUAACACGACGCUGGACGAGCAUAAGCUGAUUCACAACGAUCACUGUUUUAACUAUUUGCGGCACGCGAUUAUGUGCACGGCGGAUUCGACGCUUGAGGGUCAGAUAGAAGGGGAGGGGUGGGAUGGCGAGACAAGCACGGAUGGGACCGGCGCGAUGCAUGUUUGUCGCAAUUGGGAUGAGGUGAAGGCGUGGGCGGAGAAG